This is a messenger RNA of Camelus dromedarius (Arabian camel), 11163 nucleotides long. RefSeq names its product BTB domain containing 8 (gene BTBD8). Lineage: Eukaryota; Metazoa; Chordata; Mammalia; Artiodactyla; Camelidae. The transcript is spliced from 16 exons. Gene Ontology annotation, molecular function: protein binding. Bases 3882 to 8798 code for a protein of 1638 amino acids. The record is from RefSeq and is a predicted model, not a curated record.
AAAGAGCCCGUUUGCCCCUCAGCGCCUCACUGUCACCCACCUCCCCGUUACUGCGUGGAGGCCCCCCUUGCUGACCAGUUUAACAGCACUUGUUUGUCCACAUCUUAUUCCUCCUUCGCAGUCUCGCACGUUGUCAGCGCCGCCCUCCUUCAAACUUCGUGUCUCUGACACUGUGCUCUCUGGAUUUCCCCUCUUGGCCAUCCUCAGUCUUCUUCACUGGCGCAUCGUCUUUCUGUCCCUGAAGUGAUUGUUAUUCUCCAGUUUUUUUGAGUUUCAUAUCCAAACACUGACACGUCUGUCUAAAUAUACCUUAAGUAUCUCGAUAUUUAACCUGUCCCCCGGUGACUUAAUCACCUCCCAACCUGCCCUUUUCUUGAAUUCUCUAUCAGUGUGAAUUCAUAUUACCGUCUUUCUACUCACUUUUUCACCCUUCAUCUGAUUCGCGAUUGUGUCUGUUGACUUACCUCCUACAUGUUCUGAAAUACGUCUCUCUUUGUCCUCCUGCUGUUUUUUUAUUUCAGGACUUUUCUGUUUUCCUUGAGAACUUGCACCCCAGCUGGUCACCAGGCCUGCUGUUGUGCCGCCGUCCAUUGAUGUCGCACAGGACAAUGUUUGUUAAGUGCAAGUCUGAUCACAGCACUUCCCUUAUUAAAAUUCCUCACUAGUCUCACACAGCCUUAACGUAAACCUCGAAUUCUCCCUCACGGUGUCGGGAUUUUGUGAGCUGGCUCCUGCCCAGAACUCUGCUGCCUCUUGUCUUCACAACCACUAUACCCACCCUGAGCUCUACUCUUACUGAAUUACUUGGCAUUUUCCCCCAAAAGAACUGUAUUUUGUCACCUCUGUGCUUUUGCAUUUGCUGUUUGCUCCCAAAAUGCCAUUCUAAUCAUUCAUCACAUUACUUAAGUAACAACUUUGUGCCAGUUUUGAAGACUUGAUGCUGAACAGCGCAGACAGUGCUCCUGUCCUGCAGGUAGUAGGAGGUAUAGUCAGCUAGACUGGGUUAUGUACCAGUGUGGGGAGGACACAGCAGGCACAUGGAACCUAGACGUCGGCCUCCAGCGAAUGCUGCAGGGAGGGAGUGACGGAGGAAGUGAUGUCUGAAUUGAAUCCGAAGAAAAAGCAUGAACUAACCAGACAUAAAGAAUUUAGGGGAGAGGUGUUCCAGGCAAAAGAAACAACGUGCCCAGAGGCAAGGAGAACCAAGCACAGAGCAAAUUUGGAAAACCAGAAAUGGUUUGUUGUAGGGUGGAGAUGGGGGCAGGGACAGUCACUGUAAGAGAUGAGCCUGGAGAUAGAAGCAUAAGGCAGAUCGUCAAGAGCCUUAUAUAAAGGAUGGCCUUAUAUUUUGCUGUCCAAAGUGGGAUUCCUUUGAGAGGGUGAAAGGUGGAAGAUGAUUAUUGCUGCUAAUAAUUGUUCUGGGGCCGCAGGCAGUAAUCGCACCGUCUGUUCCAGGCAGACCAGAAGUGGUCGCCUUACUCAUCAGCUAUUGUAAGGAGUUGAAGUGACACUGCUUUGCAGGCUUAAGGAGUAUGAGCAGAGCACAUUUAAGGUAGAGUGAAAAGAUGACUUCAGGUUGGGGAACAUUAACUUCUGGGUUUCUGUGAUUGUGUUUUUUUUCCUGGUACCACUUCUGUCACCAAAUGUGUGUGACUUUUUCCAUAUAUUAGCCAAUUCUCCCAACACCAACUAGGCAUCCAGCAAUUCAGUUCUGACACUGACUGUCCAGAGUUAGCUCAGACCCCCGCAGGUUAAGGGCUUAGUCCCACCGGACUGGCCCCACUUCAGAUGCGAACCACAGAUGGGGUGCCUCGGCCACUGCAGGGGAGGAGAGGGUUCCUCCCACCCUCCUCGGUUCUGUAACUGGCUGAGGAAUUAAACUGGAAUAAGAUAGAUUAACAGGAGUUGGGGGAUGGCGGUGGGAGGGGGCAAGUUUUCAGUACUUACUUUUGUACCAGGAGUUUCACAAAGAAAUGAGAUCAAGAAGAGACCAGAUGCUUGAGGCUUUCAUGUCAUCUUAGGCUAAAUGAAAGAAAGGGCUUUGGGGCUGCCAGGUGGUGGAGGCAAGCUGUGGGAAGGCGAGGGGGAAGAUGUGUGGUGAAUGCGGGUUGUCUUGUUAUGCGGAGUCAAGUGAUGAGAGUAGGUUCCUCCUGGUAGGGAGAAGUCUUUACAAAUGGAAAUUUCCUUUACAAAAAGGAAAAUUUGUACUUUUAUUUUUAGGCAGUUGAGGGGAUGUAAAUAGCUUUUCCUGCAUCUGCUUGUUCUCAGUUACCUUUAACUCAAAAUAGUCCUUAUGCCAAAGUGGCAUGUUUUGGGGUGACAUAUUCUGGUCUCCUUUACUACCCACACUUGUGUCCAGUGACUACAAAUUCAGGUGUCUCCAUGACCCCUCCUCCAAGGUUCAGUUAUUUGCUAUAAUGACUCACAGAACUCAGGAAAACAUUUCACUUGCGUUUACCUAUGUAUUAUAAAAGAUAUAACUCAGAAACAGCCAAAUGGAAAAGACGCGUAGGGUGAGGUGCAGGGGUGGGGGGAGGGGUGGUGUACAGAACAUGACCUCUCAGGGUGCACCAUCUUCCCAGCGUGUCAGUGUGUUCACCAACCCGGUAGCUCCCUGAAUCUUACUGUUCAAGUGUUUUUAUAACUCAAUGUGUAGCCCCCUUUCCCACCCUAGAGGUGGGGCGUGGGUAGGGCUGGAAGUUCCCGCAGUCUAAUCACAUGUUUGUCCUUUCUGGUGACCAGCCUCCAUCAUGAAGCUGUUUAGGAACCCUGCUAAGUCACCUCAUUAGCAUCAAGUCAGGUAUGGUGGGAAAAGACUUGUUAUGAAUACUGAAAGAAUCCAACUGCAUAAUUCAGGAAAUUUCAAGAGUUUGAGGAGCUCUGCGCCAGGAACAGGGAAGAAGGACCACACUGUGAUGUAUUCAGGUUCAGGAAGCCACGUGAGUGCGUAAAUGGGAGCUGGCAUAGGUGACUGUCUCUCAGAUUAAGCUGGUUUCAUUUUGAAAAGUUUCUCGAUUUUCCCUUUGUGUCAAAGAUUAUACUCUUGAUAUUUGAAUCACCAAAAUGAAGACUGUUUCUCCUGAAUAUUUCCCAUCAGUUUAUGAGCUUUAAGGCUCCUAUAGGACUAUCUAGAAGUUGUAGGAUCUCUCUCCUUCCCCUGCUUUAUUCCGGUUGAAGUUUUAUGUUUUUCUUUCAAAAAUCUUUAUUAUGUGGUAUUUGAUACAUUAAUUUAAUCAACGCAUAUUUACUGAGGACCUAUGUGUCAGGACUAUUCUAGGUCUAAGGGAUACUUCAGUGACUAAAAUGGACUUCCAGCCCUUUUGGAGCUUAGAUUCUAGUUAGAGAAGAUAAGGUGGGGGUGGGUGGAGGUAGACAAUAAACACAGUAAAGAAGGUAGAAGGUGACAUACUAUGGAAAAAACAGGACAGAGAAGGGGGAUUGGGAGCCUAGUGGUGGGAGCUGCAGUGUUAGAUGAGAGAUGGGGUCAGCCUCAUUGAAAAGGUGAUGUUUAAAGAAAGAUUUGAAUACAGAGGGCUGUUAGCCAAGUGGCUAUCUGGGGGAUGAGUGUUCAAGGCAGAAGAAAGCGCAGCGCGUUCCUCACGUGGGGACUUAACUUGCCAUCUGGAGGAGUGGGAGAGAGCUCAGCGUGGAAGGACGCAGUGAGGUUGGAGGGGUGGCGAGGAGCCAGACGUGGGCUUGGUAAGCCUUCGCAGGACUUCAGCUUUCGCUCUCAGAGACCCAUAUUGUUCUGAACGGGGAUGGCCCGUGAUCUGAAUUACAUUUGAAAACCUCUGAACGCCUUGUUUAAAACAGACUGGGGUCGGGGCAGAGUGGAGAGUGGGACACUUGCUAGGGAGCUGCUGCAGAGAUCCUGGUGAGGGAUGCUGGUGGCCUGGACUAGGGUGGCGGCGGCGGACUCGUUGGGGACUGGUUGGCUUCUGGAUCUCUUGAUUGUGGAGCCGAUGUUGGCGUUCUCGUUUAUAGAUAUGUAUGACUUGGAACCUGCAUCUGAAUUAGGAGAAGAUUUAUUGAAACUUUACGUGAAACAUUGUUGCCCAGAUACUGAUGUUCAUGUUGAUGGAAAAAAUUUUAAAGCCCACAGAGCCAUUUUAAGUGCCAGAUCUAGUUACUUUGCUGCGAUGCUGAGUGGCUGUUGGGCUGAAAGCUCCCAGGAGCACAUUACUCUUCAAGGUAUAAGCCAUGUAGAAAUGAAUGUUAUGAUGCAUUUUAUGUAUGGAGGAACUUUGGACUUUCCAGACAAAGCUAAUGUUGGUCAGAUACUCAGUAUGGCUGAUAUGUAUGGACUAGAAGGAUUAAAAGAAGUAGCAAUCUAUAUUUUAAGAAGAGAUUACUGUAAUUUCUUUCAGAAGCCUGUUCCCAGAAGGUUGGCAUCUGUACUAGAAUGCCUGAUUAUUGCUCAUUCAGUUGGAGUGGAAAGUCUUUUUGCUGACUGCAUGAAGUGGAUUGUAAAGCAUUUUGCAAGAUUUUGGUCUGAGAGAAGCUUUGCAAGUGUACCUCCUGAGAUUCAGAAAAGUUGUCUUAAUAUGUUGAUUCAGUCCUUAAAUGAUAAGAAUGCUGCUUUUCUUCUGAUGGAAAGCGACAGGCUGAUCAUCAGUUUACCCAGAGUGAAGUGGACAGAAGCAGCACUGACUAUGGCAUCCCAGCUCCAGGAAGAAUGUAUUGCGUUUAUUACAGGAAACUUCCCCAAGAUCAUUCAGAGUGAAAAUUUUGCUGUUCUCUUACAGUCACAAGCAAUGAGUAGCACAGCUGAUCUGUUGGAAAAAAUUUUAAAAGCAAUUGAAGGAAACAUCACCACCGAGAAUAGCUGCUCUCUUCUUAUGGCUCUGGACACGUUACUGAGCUCUGACAGUACAAAGGAAAUGGGUUUUACGUGCAAGAUCCAGGCUCUGCGUGAUAAGCUGUGGAUCUUCCUGGUUCAGUCUUUCUACGCUGUUCGUCACACAGAAAGCUGGAAGCUGAUGAGCACAGAUGAUCAACAGAAAAUCCAAGCAGCUGCAUUUGACAAAGGUGAUGAUCGAAGACUUGGCAAAAAGCCUGUAUUCAGCAGCUCUCAGCAAAGGAGACAAGUUUCUGACUCUGGCGUUGUAAAGAACAAACCUAACGAGAAAGGGUAUCUCAGUUAUCCCUCUACUAAUCAGAAGAUGAAAUCUGAUGGAUUAGGAGCAUCUGGACAUUCAUCAAGUACUAACAGAAAUUCUAUAAGCAAAACUUCAAAACAUGAUAAUUUAAAGGAAAAAGAUGGUACAAAAAUAGCACCUAAGAGCACAAAAGAAUUAAAAACUGUGGGGAAAAGUGCUGCUGGAAAGCCCAAAGCUACAAUAAAGCCCCAAACAGAAAAUGGUGAUAAUGCAAAGUCAGCCAACAUGUCACCCAGACAAGCUGUAGAAAGACUCGCAACAGCAGCAGCAAACGGACAGAAGAAACCAGUCAAUGGAACAGGAGUGAGAAAUCAGGAAGGGCCGAUCACAGGUGCCAGACCCAAGGCAGCUGCCGGAAACGCCAGCGUGCCAGCCAGAGCAAAGCCUCUGAAGAAAGCGACAGGCAAAGGUGCUCCGAGCCUCGGGCCUGCGGGACCCUCUGGCAGAUCUGCAAAUUCAAGUAUGGAAUUACCAACUUCCAUGGACUGUCUGGAUGAACCAAAAGCAAACGGAUCAAUAGAAGAGAAGCCUUCUGGCCACAGACUUCCCUUCUGCGAAGCUCCAGCACAGACAGCACAAAGCAGUGGAGAAAGUAGCAGAACCUCCGCUGCAGCAGUAAAAUCUCAACCUGUUUCAAAAGUUACCAAUGGAACUUCCAAUAGAAAGAGCGUUCACGAACAAGAAACCAAUAUAAGUAACAGUGUGUUAAAGAAGGUCACCAGCAAAGGAUGCAGUGACCCAGUGCCACAGGCACUUCUAAAGAAGAGAGGAAAUGGCAGUGGGUGUGCUGCUGCUCAGCCGAGGACAAAGAACGCCCCGCCCAAUCUUGCCAAAACUCAAGGAUCCCAAGGAGGAUCACCACAUUCAGUAAAAUCUUCGGUCUCUUCAAGGCAAUCUGAUGAAAAUGUGACAAAAUUGGACCACAGUACAACUACAGAUAAACAAACACCUAAGAGAAAAAUUGUCAAGCAAGGACAAACAGCUGUGCCUAAAAUGAAUGCAAAAAUAGUAGCAAUGCCUAAAAACCUAAAUCAAUCUAAGAAAGGUGAAACUUCGAAUAAUAAAGAUUCAAAACAGAAAACACUCCCUGGACAGGUUAUAUUGAAGACUCAGCCUUCUUCUCAAAAACCUUUAAAAAGUGAACCAUCUGUUGUCCACAGAAGUGUGCCUCGUGAUGUGUGUGGUGACAACAGCACAGGCACUGUUCCAGAACAGGAGCCUCACGAACCUGCAAUGAAUCCCGCAGCCGACAUCAGUGGCAUGGAAGCGUUUCCGUCAUGCAGACCUGACCCACAAAAGCCGCUAAACAAGCAAGAAAAAGAGAAGUUGGUGUUAGAACGCCAAAAUAUUUCAAAUCAGGAUAAAUCAAUGAAACAUGAACUGGAAUCAAAACAGAUUCCUUCAGAUAAAUGUGAAACAAAUUUUUCUGGUCACAAAGAAACAGAUCAUUGCAACACAGCUAAAAUGCACUGUCAUUCUGAUGAGAGUGAUAAUGUAGAUCCAAAAUUACAUAGCACCACUGCCCUAAAAUCCAUGAUUUCAAAACCAGAUGAAAACUCUUUGAACUCUAAUCCAGUUUAUGACUUAGACUCAACAAAUGUAGAGCAAAUUCAUUCAGUAUCAGAUAGGGAGAAACAAGUAGGGAGAAAAGAUACAGAUAAAAAACUGAACAUUAAAUGUGGGGAAAGUAUUUUACCUUGUGUUCCCGAAAAGACAAAUGGUACCUUAAAUUCUGAUCAAGAUGACAGAAAAUCUGAAAUUCAUGCAGAAGAACAGACAACUCCUAGUCAGCUGUCUGAUGACUCUGACAUGACUGAAGGCAAACAUGCUACUGUGGACUCAAGUACUUCCUCCAGGUGUUUUUUGGGACAAAUACCAGGGAAAAAUUCUCCGAAAGAUAUGGAAACACUGGGAACUCCAGAGAACCAUGGAACUCCAGAAGCUCCAUUCAUGAGUCACUGGAAUUUGAGUGCCAGUGUUCUGCAUCAUAGGGAGAGUCCUGAAUCUGACACUGGCAGUGCUACAACAUCCUCUGAUGACAUAAAGCCCAGAUCUGAAGACUAUGAUGCAGGAGGGUCUCAGGAUGAUGACGGGUCAAAUGACAGAGGUAUUUCUAAAUGUGGCACGGUGCUGUGCCACGACUUCCUGGGAAGAAGUAGCAGUGACACCAGUACUCCUGAAGAAUUAAAAAUAUAUGAUAGUAACUUAAGAAUUGAAGUGAAAAUGAAAAAGCAAAGUAGUAAUGAUCUUUUCCAAGUUAAUUCGACAAGCGAGGAUGAGAUUCCUAGGAAAAAGCCGGAAAUUUGGUCUCGAUCUACAGUAGUUCAUCCUAGGGUCAAAGAAACCAUUCCACGAGGCAGCGUCCAGUUUGUUCAGGAGGCAGAUCAGGUUUCUUCCUCAGCAGAUGAAACAGAAGACGAAAGGUCUGAAGCUGAAAAUGUUGCGGAAACUUUCUGUACAUCUAACCCAGUGCCUCAGCAGUUUCAGGGAAUAAUUAAUUUAGCUUUUGAAGACGCAACUGAAAAUGACAGGCACGAGUUUCGUGCAACUAAAACCUUUAAAAGGUCGGUUUUACUUUCCGUGGACGAAUGUGAAGAACUGGGAUCUGACGAAGGGGAGGCCCCUGCUCCCCGUCGGCCUUCUGCGGAGUGCCUGUCACCUUCCGAUGUUUUUGAGAGCGAUUCUCAUGAACAUCACGGAAGGACCUGCUAUUCCAGGCUCUCACAAGCAAGUGAAGGUAGUAUCUUAGAAUGUUCACAAGAUACAAGCAAUAGUGUAUAUAAAAACAAAAGCUCUCCCGUGGGUCUUAGUAGCACUGACUCUUCAAGAAAAGAUAUGCAGAGUGCUUCAGCCACAGAGAAAAAGAGCACAACAAAUGUCCUGUCCAAAGGAGGCAGACGGCUUCCUCCAAAAUAUAAAAAAGUAAACAGUGGUAGCCAUGUGGAUAAUGACUUUCAGCCAUGCAGCAGACUUUCAGAGAGUGACGUAAAAUCUCAAGAAAGACCACGUCAUCUGGAACUUUAUCAAAGAGAACCCAAUUCUGACAUACCAAAGAACAACUCUACAAAACAUUUGGACUCCUGUCGGAGUCAAGUUCUGCCUCAGGAAGGUCAAGUGAAAGAGAGCCAUUCUGCAGCUACCGAAAAAGCUAAUGUCGCUUUAUCUGCAGGAGACGUAGAUGAUUGUGACACACUGGCACAAAUCUACAUGUAUGACCAUCGGCCUUCAAAAACCCUGUCUCCAAUAUAUGAGAUGGAUGUAACAGAAGCAUUUGAGCAGAAAAUGGAAUCAGAAACACACAUUACAGACGUGGAUUUUGAAGAUGAGCAACACUUUGCAAAGCAAGAUUGGACACUAUUAAAGCAACUGCUCUCUGAACAAGAUUCAAACUUAAAUAUUAUAAAUUCUGUUCCUGAAGACUUAAAUUUAGCACAGUAUCUAAUCAGUCAGACACUACUUUUAUCACGAGACAGCUCAAAACCUCAGGGUAAAGCGUAUGUUGACACUUUGAACAGAUGGAGCGAAUUAACGUCUCCAUUCGAUGAGUCCUCAGCAAGCGCCACCAUGGCUAGUUUUUCCUCUGAAGAGUGCUCCCCCCGAGGGGAAUGGACAAUUCUGGAACUGGAAACUCAGCAUUAAGCAUAUUAACACUUUGGAAAAUGUUAAACUCUACCACGCCUUUAUUUUUUGAUGCUUAUAUUCAAAUGAUAAUUACAUUAGCCAGAGAUAGACUAUCCUUAAUAUUGAGGGAGUCUUUCCAAUUUAUUGAAGUAAACAUAGUUUAUUAAUAUGAUAUUAAAUGUAGAAAAAAAGUGUUUUUCUAAAAAUUUUGAGCAUGUUUUCUAUAAUCAUUAGAGAAAUUAGAAGACUUGUAAGGAAACUUUUGCUUCAGUUUUUCCUUCCUAACUGAUCAUCUGUUUAACUUGUUUACCAGUCAAAAAUUUAAAAUGUGAAUGCACAAGUAAAACAGUCUCUUUACUUUUUGCUCUGCAUAUGGUAACAGUAAUUUAACAAUAAAACUUCCUGUGCUUGUGUCAAUUUAUUUACGUAGAGUUAAUCUGGGAGUAACAUUCAAACUCAGGUUUGUAUGGUUGAGGCUGAUAGCUUAAUAUUAGAAAAAAAUCUUAAGGUCCAGGAAAGUGUCACGUAAAUGCAUCUCAGAUUGCACUGACAGCUUUACUGAAGCAGGAGAAAUGGAGUCUCCAGUCACCUUUGGGGAUGUACCUGGAGAGAGGCAUCUGCUCUUGUUCAAAAGAAGUGGGAAAACGCUCAUUUGAGUUACAUAAACUCCUCUGUAGUUAGCUAAUCACUCAGUCACUUUCCAUCUCAUGCUAGAGAUAUUUUGGAACUGCACCUGCAAUAAGCAUGCACUAAAUAUUAACUUGAAAAUGGGUACACGGGCCAGUUCAGUUAUUGAGUUAAAUUAUGUGCGUGCGUGUGCACACACACAUAGGUUUGCUUUUUCCAUUUGUCUAUAUGCUCUAGUUCCUUAUUUCCCUGGUAGAUUAUCUUUCAGUCUGUAAUCCUGGUAGAAAGGCAAAGAUAAACGUUUUUUACAGACUGCUACUGGGAAGUGAACACUUGGAUGCCUACUAAAGGUGGACGCUGCCUUAGGUGGGAUUUAGUAGAACUGGUGUCUCUCAAAGCUUUGUAAGUAAUUCAUAAUUUCUCUAAAAUACAUCAGAAGUAAGGAAACCUUUUGGUUUAGAAUUCCUUUUCUAAAUUAAUAAAGUUUUCAACAAAUGAUCAACAACAGAAUCUAACUAUACUAUCAACGAUUAUAUUAGUGGACAAUUGUUUGCUAUUCUUACAUAGUAAUGUAACUAUGUUAACAUUAGCUUCUAACCUGUUAUACCAUAAAUUUGCUAUGCCUUUUUUUGUUUGUUUUUUAUUGAAGUAUAGUCAGUUUACAAUGUUGUGUCUGUUUCUGGUGUACAGCACAGUGAUUCAGUCGUAUAGGAACAUACAUAUAUUCGUUUUCAUAUUCUUUUUCACUGUAAGUUAAGAUAUUGAAUAUAGUUCCCUGUGCUGUACAGUAUGAACUUGUUUAGCUAUUUUAUAUAUAGUAGUAUCUGCAAAUCUCACUAUGUCUUUUUAACUAGACACUCUGCAGGGGCCACUCGUUCAUUCAGUCAAGAAACAUUCAUUCUAGGCACUGAGGUGUGAAAAUAAAAAAGGUCUGAUUCCUGCCCCCGCCCAAAAAGAGUUCAGUUUUCUAGUGAGGGAGGAAACCAAAUAAGAAAAAGGUUAAAAACCAGUAUUCUAAGAAUCUGUAUCUUAAAGCUGGAUGGGAAUUUAGAGGUUAGUCUAAUUCCUUCAGAUCCCCAGGGAGGAUCCGAAGCCCUGAGGAAUUUAAAACCUGCCCCAAAUCCCACAGUAAUCAGUGUUCCUUAAUUUCAGUGUGAUGCCAUUCCUACCACGUUACACACUUCAUUUGAUUUUUAUCAUAAAAACUGAGAACAGAUUAAUUCAUAGUUUGUAGUAUAAAGAAGUAACGUCAGACAGUCAUGAAUAGCAGAUUCCCAAGACAUUGUUUUCUUUUUCUCUAAAUAUGCAAUUAUUUCAAGUGUUAUUACUAUAUAUAAACUAGAUAAACAAAGAGGACCUACUGUGUAGCACAGGGAACUAUACUCAAUCUCCUAUAAUAGCAUGCAGUAGAAAAAAACUGAGAAGAAAAAAAUAUAUAUAUGUAUAUAUAUAACUGAAUCACUUUGCUGUACACUGGAAACUAACAUUGUAAAUCAACUACACUCCAAUAAAAAGUUUUAAAAAAACAAAAGUUAAAAUAAAAAUAUGCAAAAGUAAAAAAAAAAGGUAUUCAACUUCAUGUCACAUCUGCAAAUAGAUAAUAGGGAAGGCAUUGUGUGUAAGUAUGAUCUCUUAGGUAAUUUCAGGACCUGUGUUUUCUUAUCACGGCUUUUUGUGAACAGUACAUCUACCAGUCUGUUUGCUGUGGACUCUUGGCUAGUUCUUUAUCAUUCAAUAAACAUGUAUUGAAAAGUAA